AUGAACUUCUCCGACCGUCUGACAAAUAAGAAGGAUAUUUUUUCACUUUCAGUAUUUGAGUAUGGACCACUUGGUUUAAUAAUACCUCUAUUACUUGCUCUUAGACGGACUCUGCAACAGCUCUGUUAUAAAAACUGCGAAUGGGAUGAAACUGUUGAUGAAAGUCUCAGCUCGAGUUUUGAAACUUGGUUGGAGGGACUUACAGAUGUCGAAAUCUUGAGGAUACCACGAUGCUUAAAUGUUGAGCCAUGUGUCAAAGGACCGAUAUCUAAUGCAUCAGAAAGUAGUUGUGGGGCUGUAGCUUAUAUGAGGUUGGAGUGUGAUGCAAGCACAACGAGAUGUUCCAUUCCGAGAAAAUCUAGAAUAGCUCCUCUAAAACUUGUUCGUGUUCCACAACUUGAACUGCGAGCCUCAGCACUGUCAGUGAAAUUGAUAAGACAAAUAGUGGAAGAAAUAAGGCUGAAACAUAUGACUGAAAUCUACUUUCGAAAUGACGUGAAGGAAAGAUCUAAGUUGUAUAUUAAUAAAUAUAGUAACGCUGAGAAACUUCGGAAGCAUCGUACUGAUCAGUCUGUUGUGCUUCGCGAAGCUAAGAAGGAUGAGCAACCUCAGAAUCACACUGUUGACUGGACUAGAUGA
Molecule: messenger RNA, 639 nt
Organism: Schistosoma haematobium
Lineage: Eukaryota; Metazoa; Platyhelminthes; Trematoda; Strigeidida; Schistosomatidae
Exons: 1
Coding region: 1-639 (212 amino acids)
Biological process (GO): protein import into nucleus
Source: RefSeq, a predicted model, not a curated record